Nicotiana attenuata is the source of this 1656-nucleotide messenger RNA. Its product is annotated as elongator complex protein 5. Gene Ontology annotation, molecular function: tRNA binding. Gene Ontology annotation, cellular component: elongator holoenzyme complex; nucleus; cytosol. The record is from RefSeq and is a predicted model, not a curated record. Bases 68 to 1198 code for a protein of 376 amino acids. The transcript is spliced from 9 exons. Lineage: Eukaryota; Viridiplantae; Streptophyta; Magnoliopsida; Solanales; Solanaceae. Gene Ontology annotation, biological process: tRNA wobble uridine modification.
CGAAUUUCUUCAAACCCAGGGUUUUUCUCCGCCAUUUUCCCCUUUGCAGCUCUUGGUGUGUUCUACAAUGGCGGAAACAAUCAGCAGAGCUCUCCGUGACGGAGCAUUCGAAGGAGAACACGCUCCCGCUCUUAGUAUAAAGGAUACUAUCCACACGCCUCUCGGUUCCUUCGUCUUCAACCAUAUUCUCACGCAACUCACUUCCAACAUUCUCGCCGGUAAAUCACAGUCUCGAGGUGUUGUGCUGGUUGCUUUAACUCGGCCUCCGUCGUUCUAUGCUGAACUGUUGAAAAAUAAAGGUUUCGACAUUUCCUUAUCAAGUAAAUGGCUAAGAGUUUUAGAUUGCUAUUCGGAUCCUCUUGGAUGGAAAAACAAGUUGAUGGAGAGAGGAACUGUAAGAAAUCCGUACGAAGAGACCUUACUUAAAACUAGUUUAUGUAAAAACUUGAAAGAAUUGGACAAGGUUUUGUCUUCGAUUGUUGAACUUGGAAAAGAAAUUGUUGAAGAGGGAAAAGGGAGAUUUGCAGUUGCAAUAGACUCGGUAAGUGAGAUCUUGAGACAUUCAUCUCUACCUUCUGUUGCAAGAAUCUUAAGUCAUCUUCGCAGUCACGACCAGGUCUCAUGCAUAUUUUGCUUGUUGCAUGUGGACCUUCAUGAGGCCAAGGUGGCUGCCACUCUUGAAUAUUUAUCCACUAUGCAUGCGGAUGUGGAACCAAUAGUUCAAAGAACAAACGGACAGAGAAGCGCCUCAGAGGACCUCCCGAUGGUGGAACAAUGCUUUAAAAGAGGGAAAUUUCAUGUACGCUUUAAACGCAGAAAUGGACGUGUCAGAGUGAUGAGGGAAGAGCUUUAUGUUGAGGGAUCAAGCAUCAAAUUUAAAGAAAUUUCAUCUGAAGAUGGAAUGACUGCUCAAAGUCUUGUUCCAAAGGUUCAAUUCAAUUUAGAGCUGUCAGAGAAGGAGAGACUAGACCGGGCGAAAGUCGUACUCCCAUUUGAGCACCAAGGAACUGGUAGACCCAUUCAAAUCUAUGAUGGUCGCAAAUCGCUUAAUGAAAGCGAAAUUGAGCAGCAACAAGCAUCAGUUGAGAAACCACAAACAACUGAGGAUUCUGGCAGGGGUGAAAUAAUAUAUUUUCGGGAUUCAGAUGAUGAGAUGCCAGAUUCAGAUGAGGACCCCGACGAUGAUUUGGACAUAUGAUAAUGCAUAUUACCACUUGUAAACAUCAGGACACCAGAUUUAUAGGAUGAAGCUUCUAACGACCAACUUACAAUCUAAAUUAUGUCAAAAGGUCAGGCUGCCAUUACCAAAUCCAUGCCCAAAUCUUUUGCUGGUAGGAUACAUGUACAAUGGAACAUCCUUGACCUUACUAGAAUUGUAGGUUGACUGGCAUGCCUGGUAAGUAGUCGGUUUAGUUGGUACGCUGCAAGUAAUUUAAGCGCAGGUUAUCACCAAGUAGUGUUUACCGUGUUUGCAUGUUGCCUUUGACUACUCGUAGGUAUAAGGGGUUGGAUUUUACUGAACCGGUUAACCAGUUGGGAUUAGUACAGGGUAAUUUUGCUCAUAUCUGUGAUUGUGCAACAGUGUUGCAACUUUUACUAAACGUAGUAGUUUAGUUUGCUACAUGUGUUAUCUGAAGUUUGGCUGUGUGCAUUCAA